This is a messenger RNA of Drosophila grimshawi, 2736 nucleotides long. RefSeq names its product sodium-coupled monocarboxylate transporter 1 (gene kumpel). The record is from RefSeq and is a predicted model, not a curated record. The coding region runs from base 613 to 2700 and encodes 695 amino acids. Gene Ontology annotation, cellular component: membrane. Gene Ontology annotation, molecular function: symporter activity. Gene Ontology annotation, biological process: transmembrane transport; sodium ion transport. NCBI's taxonomy places the organism in Eukaryota, Metazoa, Arthropoda, Insecta, Diptera, Drosophilidae. The transcript is spliced from 10 exons.
GAGUUUGCAACUGUUGUCCUGUGAUAGUUAUCCUGAUUUCGUGACAGAAUAGUUAAUUAAAUGUGAUAAAUCAUAAAAACAAAUGGAAUUAAUUCAGUUGGUAGAAUGUUGUUUAACUAACUAGUUGUCAGCUAACUCAUUUACAGAAAUUUAUUCUUAAAGUCGAAUUUCUGCAAUAGGAAUUACGUUUUCUUAAGUUUUUGGCUUUAAUCUAUUUGUUAAAUUUUCAAAAUAUCUAGCAGCAAGUUAAAGGCAUAUUGGAAUGAAAUUCUGAAACUUUGUACAAAUAUUUCACAACUGCUUCUGCCAAAGAAAGCUCUAUUCUAGCAGCUGCACGACGGCCAGCAUCCGAAGUAACAAAAAAUUGAGUUAGUGAUAAAGUUGGAAGUAGUUGUCAUUAGGAUACACAAUAAGAUAGUGGCGAAAACUUAAUGAAAAAUCGAAGCAGGCUGCAGAAAUUGUGCUAUCAAUGUGUGCGUGUGCUUUUUGUACAACUGAACCAAUAGAAAAGUAAUCAAACCUAAGCGUAUUAAAGCAAAAAGUACGCUUAAGCAACGCGGCAGGAAGUCAAUAAAAAUAACCACAUAAAAGCAACUUGCGGUCUACAGCAUUAUGUCAACGACUACUGAGGAGGUGGCCACAACAAUGGUGGCGGACGCUAAUGCUCCAUCUAUAGUAACCAAUGCGAUUGUUCAGACAGUUCAGUCCAUAAUUAGCAGCACAACAUCAAAAUCAAAAACAGCAGCAGCAACCACAAAUGUCGCAGCUUCAGGCAGUUCCACUACCACACCAACAAUACCAACAACAACAACAACAUUACAAACACCAUCCUUGUCCAGCAUGAAGGAGAAUCUCAGCGUGAGCGAUUUAAGUAGCACACUGCAACAUUUUGGAACUGUUGAUUAUUUGGUUUUCAUCGCCAUGUUGGCGGUCUGUGCCGUAAUUGGCUUCUAUUUCGGCUUCAUCGAAAAGAAGCAGAAAAAGAAAAGGGGCCAAUUGUCUACCGAUGAACAAGAUGGCCUCGCAUCUGGUGGCAUCGAAGAGACACUCGACUCGGAAGCAUUGGAUUACUUGGUGGGUGGACGCAAAAUGAAAGUGCUUCCGGUCUCGCUGUCACUAGUGGCUAGCUUUGUUUCUGGCAUUGCAUUACUGGGCUACUCAACGGAGAUUUAUGUUUAUGGUACUCAAUACGCCUUCAUCCUCAUUACGCUGGCCAUAUCGGGACUUAUAUCGUGGUAUAUCUUCUUACCCGUUUUUUGCAAUCUACAACUUACUUCUACAUAUGAGUAUUUCGAGCUCCGCUACGGUGCCAGAAUACGCAACUUUGCAUCGGUGAUGUUUAUUGUUGGCACGAUGGUCUGGCUGCCUGUUGUUCUGUAUGUGCCUGCCAUCGCCUACAAUCAAGUUACCGGCACAAGCAUCCACGUUAUAGCGCCCAUUGUCUGUUUAAUCUGCACUUUCUACACUUGUGUGGGCGGGCUGAAGGCGGUCAUUUGGACUGAUGUCAUUCAGAGUUUCGUCAUGUUUGGCUCUAUUUUGGCUGUGUGCAUUAAAGGAACCUACGAUGUGGGUGGCCUGGGCGUGGUGCUACAGCGAAAUCAAGAGAGCGGACGUCUCAAUGCACCAGAAUGGACCUGGGAUCCAACCGUGCGUUUAUCUAUGCUGUCUGUUAUUGUUGGCGGUACUCUACACAAAAUACAAUCCUCGGAUGUGAAUCAAGUGUCUAUACAACGCUUUCUAUCGCUGCCCAGCUAUAAGCAUGCCAAGCAAUGCAUUUUUAUAUAUAAUGUAUUGCUGAUAUUUCUUCUGAGCUGCUGCUGUUAUAUGGGCCUUGUGAUUUAUGCUGCUUACCACGAUUGUGAUCCUAUCAGCACCAAGCGGGCGAAGGUAAGCGACCAGCUGCCCUUGUUGCUGAUGAUGCGCACUCUGGGCAUGUUGCCUGGUCUGCCAGGACUUUUUGUGGCUGGCGUUUUUAGCGCCGCUUUGAGUUCGCUUUCCACAGGACUCAACUCAAUGGCAUGCGUUAUCUCCCAGGAUAUGGUUCGUCCGUUGCUGAAGGAGCCACUAACGGGGCGUCAAACCGCUUUCCUUCUGCGCGGUAUUGUUGUCGUCCUUGGUCUCUGCUGCAUGGGAAUGGUCAACGUUGUGGACAAGCUGGGCAUGGUGGUGCAGUUGGCCACCACCACUGCAGCCGUAUCUAUGGGUCCGCUGCUGGGCAUUUAUGUGAUGGGCGUCUGUGUGCCCUGGAUUAAUGGAAAAAGUGCUCUGACUGGCAGCUUAGUUUCAUUUGUUGUAUUGGCUUGGAUAUGUAUUAAUGCACAGUUAUUACAAAUGCGCGGUGAGAUUCGCUAUCCAAAGAGGCCUGUAUCUGUGUCAGGCUGUGACUUUGAUUACGAUAAUGCCACUGUGUGGCGCACCGUGCACGAGUACAGUCCCUCGACGGAACGGAAUGUGUAUCAUUUAUCUUUCUUUUGGUAUACAGCUCUGGGUUGCGCCAUUUGUACUGUGGUUUCUUUGUUGGCCAGCUUAGUAUUUGGCUGGCAGGAUGUGUCUGAAAUGGAUCCAGCGUUAGUCACGCCUUGCAUACGUCGCUUUUUGCCCAAGAAAUAUGAAGCCGUCGGUUUGGAGGAACUCUUCAGUCGUAAAGCUCAAGUCGAUAAUAAGACGGACACUGAUUCUCCGGGGAAGGAUAAUGCUUAAGCUACAGCCAUAAAUAAAAACAUGUGUUGUUUUCAA